Messenger RNA from Funneliformis geosporum, 966 nucleotides. The record is from the annotation of a GenBank genome assembly. Lineage: Eukaryota; Fungi; Glomeromycota; Glomeromycetes; Glomerales; Glomeraceae.
AUGAAAAACGCACAAACACAAUUACAGGCUCUUUUUGGAGACAAAACAAGAAUAAAAAUAGAAUUAGAUGAUGGUGAUUUAGUUAUUGAGGGGUACACUGAACUUACGGAAAUUAAUCUUACAGCUCAUUCGCUCGAUAGUUUAAUUGUUCGUAAUUGUCCUAAAUUGAAGUUAUUCAAUAUUAACAACAAUGAAGCUAAAAAAGUAGAUCUAAGUCAACUUACUUUGGAUGCUGCUGGUAAACCAGUUGCUAACAAAACACUAGAAAUGUUUUAUGGAAAUUAUAACCCAGUACUUGAUGAACUUAACCUUAAAAAUUGUAAGGGGCUCAAAGAAUUAGAAGUUAAUCAUUGCGGAACAGUUACAAAAAUGGAAGGAGGGGAAGAUAUUGAUGAGAGCCUUAAUUCAAUUGGGUUUGAGGAUACUAAGGGUCUUUCAUUUACAGGAACGGAUAACUUAAAAGAAUUAAAAGGGGCAAAAGAAGCCGUUGAUGUGAUUUUAGGAGCAGCAGGAAAAUUACCAAUGAUAGGUGACCCUAGUGAUCCUACUGGUCAGAAAGAAAUAGUAGAUGUUAGUGCUCUUGAAAAUAAUUUAAUAAUUAAAGGUUCUGAAAAACCUAAUUCCCCUGCAAAAAAUGAUUUGGAUGCCAUAAAAUCUGAAUUAGGUCUAGGAACUAGUGCUACUCAGUCGCAAAUUAUUGCUAAAAUAAGAGAAUUGGUGGGUCCUGGUUAUAUUUCUAAAGUAUCUUUGGUAUCGGAUGCUGAGGAUAGUUUAAAAGGUUUAGGAGUUGCUGAAGGAGAAAUCAGUAAAUUAGGUGCUGCGGCUAGUGCCCGAGAUGUAGAACUUUCUAGAAACAAAUUAGUUAAUGAUAAAUUUAAUGAGCUACAAACUAAAUUAAACCAUGCUCAUUACAUAAAUAUUGGAUUAGGAACUCUAUCAGUAGGAGUUUUACUAAUCUUAACUUGA